Molecule: messenger RNA, 1207 nt
Organism: Haliotis rufescens (red abalone)
Lineage: Eukaryota; Metazoa; Mollusca; Gastropoda; Lepetellida; Haliotidae
Product: tubulin-specific chaperone A-like
Exons: 4
Coding region: 120-449 (109 amino acids)
Biological process (GO): post-chaperonin tubulin folding pathway; tubulin complex assembly
Cellular component (GO): microtubule cytoskeleton; cytosol
Molecular function (GO): beta-tubulin binding
Source: RefSeq, a predicted model, not a curated record
AAGAGCUAUUUCCGUGGAAAGGAAACAGCCCAGUCAUUUCUCAGCGUUGCCGGUCGCGAAAAACACUCGAGCGUGCAUAUUGAAUAACUUGACUGACAACUCCAUAAAUAUAAGACACGAUGGCUGACCCGAGAAUAAGGCAAAUCAAAAUCAAGACUGGAGUCGUGAAAAGACUGACAAAAGAGAAGUCGAUGUACGAGAAGGAGGUGGAGACGCAGGAAGCUCGGGUCAACAAGAUGAAGGCCGAAGGGGUCGAUGAGCAUGAUGUCCGGAAACAGAUGGAGGUGCUGCAGGAGUCCCGCGUGAUGAUCCCGGACACCAAGAAGAGGCUGAGGACGGCGUACGAUGAGCUGGAACAGACACUGCAAAGAGAAAGUGAUCUGUCAGGAGCAGAGGAAUUCGGCCAAGCCAAGGAGAUCCUGGAGGCAGCACAGACAGCUCUAGCAUAGUGUUGUCCUUCAACUGUCUAUGAUGAAGCAGAAACUUUACUUUACCAAUGCAUGCUAUCCUGUGUAUGAGUAAAUGGCAGACCCUGUCUGUCAAGGGGCUGCAUUAAUACUGAUACACAUGUAACGUCUCCAUUUUGUCGGGCUCACGGAUACUGUAAUUACAUUUGGCAUUUGGUGUAUAUGAAGCUCAUUCUUAGCUUUGAAAAUCUGAAUUAUUAUUGUGAUCAUUAUUUUAUUCAGGGGAGAAAACUCUUCAGAGCAUGAUUUCAUCACUUUGUUGACAUUCAGUGUUUAGAGUGAUUGAUGCACUGUGGUUCCUCUCCUCAUAUUUUGCAUAUCCAAGAAAUAUUUUUAAACAUAAGGAUUUUCAAAUUUUAGCAUAAGCUGUUGAAAACAAAAUCCGAAAAUUCAAAUCCAAAUUAGAAACAAUUUUAAUGUACAUGAUGUAUGACUAAUGUAAUGUUCAUCAAUACACAGUAGGAAACAAACAAGAUAGCACCCUUUCUAUUUGAGGAAUUAUAUUCCCCUAAGCACCGACCUUUCAAGAUAUCUAUUGUUUUCUUUUGAUUUGUGCUAAUUACUGCUGGUUUAGUACAUGCUGAAACUGGUAGGCCAUCCUGGUCUCUUUCUCAACAGGGGGCACAGGUGGCCCAGUCGUCUAAGGCGCUGUGAUUCGCUGUGCAAGGAGUUGCGCCCCUUGGGCACGCCAGAAACCUAUGAUUGUGAGUUCGAAUCCCGGUUCGCCCCGAUUAUGUUUC